UUUGAUGACAGCUGUGUAAAGACAGUGUCACAAAAAGGAAUUAAGGAAAAGAAGAGCUCGGAGUGUCUAACAGCUAGCUACAGCCGGCGAAGUUACUUACAAAAUUCGUUGAUAAGAUAACUUUCGUGAAACUUAACGACAGUGGCACUUGGCAGCAAUGAAAGUUUUAAAUUCGCACACCGAUUAGCGACGAAUCAACAGAUGGAGUACGAAUUGGCUGAAAUAAAUCGAGAGCUGGUCAUAUUGAAUGCAACUUGUUACACUUCACUUCAAUAUUUCUGUUGAAGUUUCUGUACCACUGAUCUGUUGUUGUAGGCCAAUGGACUUAUACUGUGAUUUCCAAAGAUAUUUGUUUUAAAAGAUGACUCGUAAAUGCGUUCUUUGCAAGAGAACUAACUACAUACGAACCUUCAGCUUUUUUUCUGCCCCAAAAGAUCUAGAGACACGCAAAAAAUGGCAGGAAGUUAUUCCCAUCGCCAAUUACACAGUCACUGAUGACACUUACAUCUGCAGUAAACACUUCAAAUCAUCUGAUGUAAUCACACAUUGGGUCAGCGGUGUGCCGCCUCACGUUAUCAGAAUCAAGUAUAAAAAGUUUAGAUUGCGAGCUGGAGCAGUUCCGUGUUUAGAUAUCAAAGAAGAUAAUAAUUCAGCAAAUAUGAUUAUACCUGAUCAAUCUGGGUUCCGUGAUUAUCUACUUCGAAGAAAAAAUUACAAAGAGUCUAUAUCAAUUAAUUCUCAUGUCAAUGAAUCUAGUUUUAACUAUUCCAAUGAGGCGAACUUUGAGAAAACCAGUAUUGCUGAUAAGAGACAUGUGCUCUUCAGUCAGUUGGAGCGAACAGAUGAUUACAUCAAUGAAAACAGAAUGCAGAAUUCAGAUGAUGGUCGGAUACAGAAAUCUGCGGACUCUAUAGAAGUCACGGAAUUUGGUCAAGCUGAUAAUUAUUUCAUCUUUGACUAUAAACAGAUGUACAACGACAAAAGCGAGACAUCGAUUAUUGUCGAUAAGUUACAAGAGAGAAAUGAAAAUUCUGAAAGAAAUCUUCUGGCUCAUUGUGUUCAGAUGGAACAGAAUAAUGAAAUUUUGAAAGAGGAAUUAAUAAUAGAAGAUCCCCUAAAGUUGUACAAAGUUCACAAAAAUGACGAGUGUAUGAAAGAUGACAGCGAGAUGGAAAAAAGACAAGAGAUUGACGCUUGUCUUGUCACAGAAACAUUGACAUUCCCUGUCGAUAAAGAGUGUGGCGAAAAAAUGUCCAACUCUGUACUAAAUGACACAAUGCUGUUUGAAGAUUUGCUUGAAAUUUACACAGAAGUUACACUACCGCGAGGCUGGUCAUUUCUUGUAACAUCGAAAGGACAUGCAACGACUGUUGUUUACCUUUGCAUGAAUUUUUCAACAAAUCACAUACCCAUUGUGAACAAAGCAGUGUACAUAAGAAGUGAUAUGAUAAUGCACUGCAGUGUCGGUAGCAGAAAAAUAAACCCGUUCCUUCAUAAUCUUGUGAGAAAUGGUAAAACCAAUAAAGUCUAUACUUUAUCUGAUAUUGAGGAACUCGUUGAUGAAUUGGACCAGCGGAAUAUCUGUGAAGGUAUUGAUUGGGGUCCAAACGUUCAAGACUUCGAAGCUGUUAGAAUGGGAAUUGCGUAUGUGGAUACAGUGAAAUGGAGACACAUGGAAUGUCCCCUCGUCAUGAACAACAAGUCUUCAAAAUGCUCAAAAUGUGCAAGUCUGAACGUCGCCUUGGCUCAAAGAAGAAAUAGGGAGCCUAUCUACAAUAUGCUUCUGGAAAAACAAAAGGAAAUUGAAAGGUUGAGGAGAUCAUUGAAGAAAAUAAACAGGCACAAUCGACGUCUGAACGAAAUUCGGUUCAAUUUCAAAAACAGACUCAAAUCACUCCUAGCGGGUUCAAAAUGAAAUGUUGCCAAUAGGAUUAUACCAGAAUUUCAAGAAUUGAUGACAUGAUUCAGGAUGCCUCAGAACGAAUUGGUUAGGAGUUGAAAAACACAGUAUAUUAUGUAACAAGCGAAUAACCCGUUAUAUUCCCGUGUUGCAUGUGGGAUAUUAUUCCUGACUCAACUGUGACCACUUUAUUGAUUUGAAAAAGUGGUUACCCCAUUAGUGCGAGAAACUUGCUACUUUCAUCCCGCUUUUCAGGUGAAUAAAGUGGCCAUUACAGUUGAGUCGGGAAUAAACACACAAAAUUCUGGUUUGUUUCUUUGCCUCUAGUUUUAUAUUUACUCACUUCCAAUGUAUAUAUGUACAUAUAUGUGAUUGUUACAAUAAAAUGACUCGACCCUU
Molecule: messenger RNA, 2299 nt
Organism: Neodiprion fabricii
Lineage: Eukaryota; Metazoa; Arthropoda; Insecta; Hymenoptera; Diprionidae
Exons: 3
Coding region: 362-1915 (517 amino acids)
Molecular function (GO): sequence-specific DNA binding
Source: RefSeq, a predicted model, not a curated record